CUGAAAAGCAGCAGUGGACUCUCCAAGUGGGCGGCUUUGUUUGUAGAUGAAAGUAGGAAUAACGUGAUUUAGUGCUUCUUCUUGGCUCUGGGUGACUUAUUUUCACUCUCCGCCUGUUUUACCGGAAAUGCAGCAGACCAGCUGGAGACUUCCCACACCAACUAGUUCAACUUGCAGGAUAUGAAGAGAUAUCUCAAACAUCUAAUCUGAUAUCUGGGACCGCCUGCAAUCAUCGUCAGGAUGCUCUUUUCCCCUGAGGACAAUGUUUCUGAGCAGAGGAGCAACCCGGAGUAAAGAAAACCUGAAGCAAUAAAACAUUUAGAGAGAAAUCAAACCAGUUUCUGACUAUGUGAAUGGACGAGUUGUGAAGUCUGAAGUGUCUGUCUGCUUCUAGACCUCUGCAGUGUUUUUGUACUUAAGUAUGUAAAGGGUGAAUCUACAUCAACAGACCACCUGCGUUUUGCAAGUGUGAAGAAAAAGCAGCUGGAAGCAAGGAGGUGAACAGACUGUGAAGCUCGGUGGUCUGCAGGAUCGACCCCUGAAGAUGCUCCAGACCAGUAACUACUCUCUGGUGCUGCUGAUCCAGCUGACACUGUUGACCUAUGACCUCUUCGUCAACUCCUUCAGUGAACUCCUGAGAGGAGCGCCUGUCAUCCAACUAGUGCUUUUCAUCAUCCAGGACAUCGCCAUCCUGUUCAACGUGAUCAUCAUUCUGCUGAUGAUGUUCAACACCUACGUGUUCCAGGUCGGCCUGGUGUCCCUGCUGCUGGAGAGAUUCAGGGCUCUGCUGAUGUUCUCUGCUCUUUAUCUGACCCUCAGCAUCUGCUUCCACUGCUGGGUGCUGAACCUCAGAUGGCUCGAGUCAAACCGGUUUGUUUGGACAGAUGGUCUUCAAGCUCUUUUUGUUUUCCAGAGAACAGCUGCAGUUUUGUAUUACUACUUAUACAAACGCACAGCAGAGUAUAUGGGAGACCCGAGGCUGUAUGAGGACUCUCUGUGGCUGCGAGACGCCUUUGCCAGAGCUCGUCAGUGAAGAGGGGACAGUUUUGUGGACAUCAUCAUCAUCAGCUAUUGUGAAUUUGGGAUUUUAUUUUCACAUUUAAAAAAAAAAAGUUUACACUAUUCAACAUUUAGGACAAAGCAUUUGGCUGAUGUUGAACACUGGUGGAACUCACUAACAGGUAAAGAGGAUGACGAGAAGUCUCAACCACAGUUUUGUGUUUACUGGCUUCUGGUAGCCAAGAGGGCAGGCAGUUAAAUGGUUUACAGUGGUAGGUAAGCCAACCAUGGCAUGUGUAGUAUUGUAUUAAUCAGGCUUGUGUCUGUUAAUCUAUGUGGCCUUUGUAAAUCAAUUUGUGUUGCACACUGAAUGAAAGAAUGUCAAACGUUUAGAGAAGGACAGUUGUAGAUGCAGGUAUCACCUCCCUUGGCAAGUCUGUUUUGAUCUGUACUAAUCUACCAUUUGUAGAACACAUAGUAGUAGCUCCGCUGGAAAAGGUAUUUUAUUCCCCCACAAAGGAAGAAGCCUGUUGGUUUUGCCUUAUGUAAGGUAAGUAUGUGCUGUGUACACCAGCCAAUUUAUAUGUGAAUCCAGUUGUCUUUGAGUGGGGAUCUUUUAAUCGUGUUCCUGCUGUUUUUAUUAAAUCCUUCUCUAAUCCUGGUGUAAUCCUUCAUCACUGGAGUAGUCAGUAUUAUCCUGGAGACAAGGUGAAACAGACUGCUCUAUUUUUAACACAAAGAUUAAUCAGGGAUUGAGGUUUUAGGCGCAACUAGUGAAACGCAUCUUAAAUAACCUUCUAAUCUCAAGCAACCAACAGGUUAAGUUGCAGUGAACUUCUGGUCUCAUCUCAUUAAA
Molecule: messenger RNA, 1855 nt
Organism: Morone saxatilis (striped sea-bass)
Lineage: Eukaryota; Metazoa; Chordata; Actinopteri; Moronidae
Gene: tmem138
Product: transmembrane protein 138
Exons: 5
Coding region: 545-1033 (162 amino acids)
Cellular component (GO): cilium
Source: RefSeq, a predicted model, not a curated record